This is a messenger RNA of Aspergillus alliaceus, 2304 nucleotides long. RefSeq lists its product as uncharacterized. The transcript is spliced from 4 exons. Lineage: Eukaryota; Fungi; Ascomycota; Eurotiomycetes; Eurotiales; Aspergillaceae. Bases 7 to 2070 code for a protein of 687 amino acids. The record is from RefSeq and is a predicted model, not a curated record.
AGUAGCAUGGUGCUGGACCGACAGGAGCAACGCUUUCUCAUUCAGAAGCACAAUAUUUCAUUAGAUGGCCCAAUCCCCCCAGAUAAAUGGCCUGCAAAGUAUCAUUCUCUCUUUCGAUUGGUUUGGGAAGCGGACAGGGUGCAGUAUAAUGAUUUCAAGCACGCCGGACUGGGAAAUCCAAUCGGCUCACGGCUGACGACUGGGGAAAUGUGCACCCGCGUCGAAAGACUCGUCCAGACAGCGUAUGAUUUGCGUCGAACAUGGGCCAAUGAGUCUAUGUGGAGAGCUACGAUAGAAAACUUCAUUCUUGAGCCCUUCAAUGCUGAAAGUGGAUCUCCUCAGUGCAGCGGAUGCUACGGGGUAUCGCACUUACUAGCACCGCUGCGCAAUACUGGCCCUGCGGAGACCCUUUGUGAGUGUGGCGAAGUAGAGAAGAAACCUUCCUUUUCCUUAUCAUUUGUCAAAUUUGCAAGUCACCGAAACUGCCGCCUUCUGGAUGAGUCGAUGCCGGAAAUCGAUAAAAAGGUCCUGUCGCACCAAAGGGCCGAUCUCGUUAUUGGGUUUCAGAAGACCCACGAAUUCCGUGAGAUAUUGUCCGCUCACCCGUCUAUUCAAGCUACAGCAAUUGAGGGUAAGGAGGAAAUAGUCUUUCCAUUUUUACUUCUCGAAGCCAAGUCUGAGAAGGACGGUAUCGGAUUUGACUCAGUCGAGAGGUGUGCAGCAUUCGGGACAAACGCUUUGUUAGCCCUACAGAGAGACUUAUCAUUCAAGACAAUUCAGGCUGGUUAUAGAAUAAAUCCCAUAGUCUGGCUUUUGGCCAGCAGGGGAGACCAAUGGGGAGUCUACGCGUGUGUUCCUGAUCAGUCGACCACACGAAUGAUCAAGUUGUGGGAGGGUUCAAUCUACAGGCAUGACCAUGCAUUGCAAUUUCUCCUCAUAAUCGAGAUGCUAUGUGACUGGGCAAGGAAUAUCCUCGCAGACCAACUGCUUCAUGGUAUAUGGGGACCUAGUGGCGCAUGCGGUACGCGCCAUUGUUCUCGUACUAACAGCAAGUUGGAUGGCUUAGCAAAAGCUCUUCAGGUGACGCAAGUCAGUGAGACAACAGGAGCCAGCGACAACUGGGCUACGUACACUAAAGAUGCCGUGAUACGAUCUGAAACAGACAUGCAAUACCAGUUUCGAUCCCUCUCCCUGCCAGAAUCAAGAACGCACCUUACUCGAAUCCUUCUGGCGAUUGGAGGGACACGCCACUUUUACGAGGCAGCCCGAAUGUUGGUAGCAUAUUUCACCCUGGACGAUCCCCUCAUCAUAGGAGCAGGAUUCAUCUAUGACUUACACCACAUUUGGACCAACCGGCCUUUGGACAGAAUCUCUGGGGAUCCAGAACGGAAUUUCGCCGGUCUUUCCUUUCGAGCCUAUUUCGACUACUCAAGCUGCCAAUUGACUCAGGAGCUGUCGUGUGUUACCGCAUCAAUCACAGCAAUGGAACUUCUGCUCAGUAUCCUAUCCCCGUCCGAGAGGGUGAUUUUCACACGUAAUGAAAUAACGCCAUCACUGCUUCUGCCGGGGACAGUUGAACCACUUCGAGAUGCAUCCGCUCCCAGGCUUACGCGAGCUGCCAUUAAGGACUUAUACCUGCACUUACAAGUCUCUAACCAAGUAGCGGGAGCAAAGAGUUGGGUUCAAGACCACAAAACUGACCAGUUCCUCGAGACCUUCUGGGCCGUGGCAGAUGGUCAGCGGAAAAUUUUCUGGAGGUGUCCCCGUCAAAUAUGCUCUACUGCAAAACGAACUGUGUUCCCUGAUGCUCCCGAAGACAGUGACAUUCUAGACCAUGUAACACGCUUUGUGACGGACCAUGAUCCGGUUACCCUCGUUUUAUUACAAAAUGGAGGAUCGACGACGCGAUACUGCUGUGUUGUCAAGAAGGACGACAGCCCGGAAGACCUCCCAGCAGUUGGACAGAAGAUCCAUACGCUUCUCCGCAAUCGGCCAGGUUAUUUCACCACUUACCAGCGAGACUACUUGGUUGGGUGGGCUGAUAGUCUAAUUGGGAAGGCAUCAGCCUGAUCCUUAAAACGCUGGAUGGGGAAUGCUGGCUCCCUUACUCCGCUGGAUUUCUUGGUUGUUGCAGAGGGGCUUUCAUUGGCCCAGGACCAGGUCAACGCAACCGAAUGCGUCAAUGUUGAAGAUUUUUAGGUAGUUGAGUUUUCUUGUGCAUGCAUUAAUCCAUUAAUACAGAAAGCGCUUUUGGUUGGACACGUAAAGGACCGAAGUAAUGGAUAGUCGACAGGUGGUUCCAAG